Messenger RNA from Moneuplotes crassus, 1068 nucleotides. Lineage: Eukaryota; Ciliophora; Spirotrichea; Euplotida; Euplotidae. The record is from the annotation of a GenBank genome assembly.
AGUAAUAAUUUUUAUAAUUAAAUAAUAUUAUUCUUCUAAACCCUAAUGGAAACUUUAAAGGAUGAGCAAACUACAUUAUUUGACCAUACUGCACCACAGUAUGAUCAAAGUAGCUAUUGGGGUAGAGUACGGACCUUAUUCAGCAGUCAAAACUCCUUCAACUUCUUCCUCUCAAACAAGACGUGCAUCGAAGCAAAGCAUCUUGUAGACGAGCUAAAUGAGAACAGGGAGAAGGGAUUUAUAGCCACAGAACGGACCCAAGCUGAGAUUAAGAAGAUCCAUAGAGCUAAGAACAUAGUUGCUUCCUCAUACCACCCAGAUACGGGUGAGCUCAUCCCUAGACCUAUGAGACUUUGUUCAUAUGCUGCAAUGUCCAUACCAGUCCAGUUCGGAUUGCUUCUUUCAAAGCCAACUCCUUUCAAUAUAAUAUUUUGGCAAUGGGCCAAUCAGACUUAUUCAGCCGGAGUGAACUAUGCGAACAGAAAUGCCUCCAGUAGCCUUGACAACAAGGGACUUUUGAUGGCUUAUAGUGCUGCUGCCACAACCUCGGUAGGAAUUGGACUUGGAAUGAGACAGCUUCUCUCCCCGAUCGCAAGUAGCCUCAAAGGACCAAGCAAGCUCUUCAUCAACUUUUUCAUCAGCCUUACUGCAGUUGGAUCAGCCGGUUCUUUAAAUCUACUAAUUAUGAGAUCUAAAGAAAUUCGUGAAGGAAUAACUCUCGUUGAUUCUGAAGGAAACGAAAGAGGCAAAAGCAAGACAAUAGGAUGGAAAGCUGUGACCAGUACCGCUAUGACCAGAUUAUUGAUGCCAAUUCCUCCUCUCCUGCUUCCAACCAUUACUUUUUACUACAUGGAGAAGAGAAAUUUGGUCCCAAAGAACAAGUAUGUUAAGGCUGUAUGAGAUGCUACAAUCUUCUUUGCAUACCUCUCAUUAGGUCCUCCACUUGCUUGUGGAGUUUUCGAGCAAACUGCACGGACCGGAGUCUCUUCCCUUGAGUCUGAAUUCCAAGGACUGAAAGAUACCAAGGGAAAUGAUAUCAAUGAGCUCUAUUAUAAUAAAGGAUUGUAG